GGGCUAUAACAGGACAAACGCUUCAUAUUUGCAUACAGUCAUUGGACAGACGAUAGCAAGAAUAACGCUGCUAUUUUGAGAGCAAAAAAAUUCUAUACAUCUAUACAUUUGCAUUCUGCAUUAGUUCAUUCUGUCAAAUUGAAUCUGAGGGAGAAAAAAACAUGUUCUACACAUGUGGUCCAAAUGAGGCUAUGGUGGUGUCAGGGCUCUGCCGUUCUCCUCCAGUAAUGAUUUCUGGAGGCAGAGUGUUUGUGCUUCCCUGUGUUCAGAAGAUCCAGAGGAUCUCCCUGAACACUCUGACGCUGAACGUGAAGAGUGAUAAAGUCUACACCCGGCAUGGGGUUCCCAUCUCGGUCACUGGUAUUGCCCAGAUGAAGAUCCAGGGGCAGAACAAGCAGAUGCUGGCCGCAGCCUGUCAGAUGUUCAUGGGGAAGUCGGAGGGCGAGAUCGCCCAAAUCGCCCUGGAGACGCUGGAGGGUCACCAGAGGGCCAUUAUUGCCCACCUGACUGUGGAGGAGAUCUAUAGGGACCGUAAGAAGUUCUCGGAGGAGGUGUUCAAGGUGGCCUCGUCCGACCUGGUCAACAUGGGCAUCAGCGUGGUCAGCUACACGCUCAAAGACGUUCACGAUGACCAGGACUACCUCCACUCCCUGGGGAAAUCCAGGACCGCCCAGGUGCAGAAAGACGCCCGCAUCGGAGAGGCCCAGUUCAAGAGGGAUGCUGUGAUCAGGGAGGCCCAUGCCAUGCAGGAGAAGAUCUCAGCCCAGUAUGUAAAUGAGAUCCAGAUGGCCAAGGCUCAGAGGGACUAUGAGCUGAAGAAAGCAUCCUAUGACAUCGAAGUCAACACCAAGAAGGCGGAGUCCGAGAUGGCCUACCAGCUACAGGUGGCCAAGACCAAGCAGCGCAUCGAGGAGGAGAAGAUGCAGGUCAAGGUGGUGGAGCGCUCUCAGCAGAUCAUGCUCCAGGAGCAGGAGAUCACCCGCAAGGAGAUGGAGCUGGAGGCUAAGGUCAAGAAGCCCGCUGAGGCCGAGAGAUACCGCCUGGAGAAGCUGGCCGAGGCCCAGCGUGCACAGCUCAUCAUGGAGGCAGAGGCUGAAGCAGAGUCCAUUAGGAUUAAGGGAGAUGCGGAGGCCUUUGCCGUGGAGGCGAAGGGGAGAGCCGAGGCGGAGCAGAUGGCCAAGAAGGCCGAAGCCUUCCAGCAGUACAAGGAGGGAGCCAUGGUGGACAUGCUGCUGGAGCAACUACCACUAGUGAGAAACAAACCUUUCAAGAGACGGAGCUCAAAUACACAUAUGAGAUAUGGCGGAAGAGAUCAGCAGGCCUCUGGCGCAGGCUCAGAAGAUCACCAUGAUAUCCAGCGGCGGCGGCGAGGUGGGCGCGGCCAAGCUCACAGGGGAGGUGCUAGACAUCAUGACCCGCCUACCAGCGGCGGUGGAGAAACUGACCGGAAUCAACAUCUCACAGGUGGCGACUCGUAUGGGCUGAGGAGAGGCUCCGGGUGCUCAGGUAGACCUCUCCUCUCAUCAUACCCCUGCCUGGCUGUAGUGUCUGCGUAUGUGUCUACUGUCACAGCCUUACCUUCUCUCCUCAAGGAUGUUAUACCAACGAUAUAUCUGUUUCUGUGAUCAACCCGUUCUAUCGAUCCCCUCUUCUUUCCACGUGUCUUAGUGCCCCUUUUCUCUGCCUAUCUCACCUUUCACCUCUAACCCGUUUUCUAUUUGGCCCUGGAUUCCUCCUCCUAACUGCCUGUGUCCACUGCCUUGCUGCCAAACCCAAAGUGCAUCUUAACUGGCGAGUUCAAUGCAAGCGCGCAAUCAACUCGUCCCAUCCAGUGUUGUCAUUCGCAGCGCUCGUUCUUACUCAUCAGGAGAAAAGGGGACCUGACCAAAUCCAUGUUUCAGUCUUUCAUUGUUUUUAGUGUUACUGGUUGUCGUUUUAGUCUGACAAAAUGUAAUUGGUUAAGAGAAAAUGUCAUGGCUCUGUUGGCACUAAGUUUGAGUUACAAUGAAUGUAAAAAAUAUUCACCAUUCAAAGUAUCCAAUAUUCUAAUCUAUACCUGCAAAGGCUCUUGGGAGAAGUAGUCUGAAUAGGCCAGUCAACUCAACUGUUGUUUCUCAAUAUAUUAUUAUUUUCUAUGGAUUUCUAUCUGCGAAAUGUGUGCUUUCCCAUUGAUGUGUGUCUACAGUCACUAUUACGAUACGUAACUUGCGUGUUUUUGAUGUUGUUUUCGUUGUACUUUCUACAUCGCUCACAACUGAGUUAUCCUAUUUAAUCGAUAUUCGUUAGAAAGGACCUUUUAGUCAAGCAGAUUAUGUAGCAGUUCUCACAAAUGUGACUUGCAUUACUUUUGUCCAGAGUGCUAGGGGACUGGUUUACUGCACUGUUAUAGCUGUCAAAAUGUAAUAUGACGUUAUAACCAUGGAAUUAUUGCACUUCCGCCUAACGCUACGUACUGUAAUGCCAAGUUGUACUAUUUAUGUUAACUGAGAUGUACUGUUAGCAUUGAAGCUACACAACGGAAAUAGCAGCUGUGAUAAUGAAUAACAAAGGGAGUCAUUUUCAGUUAGAAAAAUGUUGAUUGUCGUCAGAAGGAGAGGAGGUGUCAUGUAAAAAGAAGAAAUUCUGAAAGCAUGUUUUCUCUUUUUGGGAACCUUUUCCAGCCCAAACUAAAGCUAGCUGUGUCGUAUUGUACUACUAAUAGACAUAACUACUAAUGGACAUAAUAGCAUGAUAUACAAGCAUUGAGUACAUGGCACAUACAGAGUAUACAUCCAUUGUUGCCCUCAGAAAAGCCUAAUUUCAUCACGGCAUGGACUCUACAAGUUGUUGAAAGCGUUCCACAGGGAUGCUGGCCCAUGUUGACUCCAAUGCUUAUCACAGUUGUGUCAAGUUGGCUGUAUGUAUUU
Messenger RNA from Salvelinus namaycush (lake trout), 2906 nucleotides. RefSeq names its product flotillin-1. Lineage: Eukaryota; Metazoa; Chordata; Actinopteri; Salmoniformes; Salmonidae. The record is from RefSeq and is a predicted model, not a curated record. Gene Ontology annotation, biological process: positive regulation of endocytosis; positive regulation of cell-cell adhesion mediated by cadherin; positive regulation of cell junction assembly. Bases 162 to 1625 code for a protein of 487 amino acids. The transcript is spliced from 13 exons. Gene Ontology annotation, cellular component: plasma membrane.